Molecule: messenger RNA, 958 nt
Organism: Grammomys surdaster
Lineage: Eukaryota; Metazoa; Chordata; Mammalia; Rodentia; Muridae
Product: mast cell protease 4-like
Exons: 5
Coding region: 38-778 (246 amino acids)
Biological process (GO): proteolysis
Cellular component (GO): cytoplasm; intracellular membrane-bounded organelle
Molecular function (GO): serine-type endopeptidase activity
Source: RefSeq, a predicted model, not a curated record
ACGUGACCAAUUCAGACUUGGUCAGACCCUGAAAAGGAUGUUCCUGCUCCUGAUCUUCCUGGUGGCUGUCUUACCAGUCAACACUGAAGGAGAGAAGAUUAUUGAUGGUGUUGAGGCUAAACCACACUCCCGCCCUUACAUGGCCUAUCUGCAGAUCAUCACUGACAAUGGUUUGCUGGACAGCUGUGGUGGGUUUCUCAUAACCCGCCAAUUUGUGAUGACUGCUGCACACUGUAAAGGAAGAGAAAUCACUGUCACCCUUGGAGCUCAUGAUGUGAGUAAGAGAGAAUCCACACAGCAGAAGAUAAAAGUUGAAAAUCAAAUCGUUCACCCAAAAUACAACUUCCAAUCCAAACUCCAUGACAUCAUGUUACUGAAGCUUGAAAACAAAGCAGAGUUGACUCCUGCUGUAGAUGUAAUUCCCCUGCCUGGUCCUUCUGACUUUAUGAAGCCUAGGAAGAUGUGCUGGGCAGCUGGCUGGGGGAGAACUGGAGUGAAUAAACCUCUGUCAGAUACACUGAGGGAGGUGAAACUGAGAACCAUGUAUAAAGAGACCUGUAAAUACUAUCCAAAUUAUAACUAUAGCCUCCAGCUCUGUGUAGGCAGUCCCUCAACAUUAAAAUCUGUAUACAAGGGAGACUCUGGGGGACCUCUAGUGUGUGCUGGUGUGGCUCAUGGUAUUGUAUCUUAUGGAGGUCUACAUGCAAAGCCCCCUGCAGUCUUCACCCGAAUCUCCUCAUAUGUGUACUGGAUUAAAACUGUCUUAAAGGGCAAGUAGCUGAAAAGCCUGACCUGCAUGUGUCAGAGUCUCCAAGAGAGAGGUCAUCUGGCACCUAUUGAGUUCAACACACCCUGUCUCCAGCCUAUCUUCAAGACAAUCUCAAAGACACACAAGUCUGUGAUGUUUGAUUUUUCCCUGUAAUGCACCUCAAUAAAGAAAUAACCUCAUGCACCUGAA